This is a messenger RNA of Xylona heveae TC161, 4500 nucleotides long. RefSeq lists its product as hypothetical. Lineage: Eukaryota; Fungi; Ascomycota; Xylonomycetes; Xylonales; Xylonaceae. The coding region runs from base 152 to 4234 and encodes 1360 amino acids. The record is from RefSeq and is a predicted model, not a curated record. The transcript is spliced from 2 exons.
CUCACAUGACGGCAUAUAAACCUGCCUUACACACCUACCGAGUCAAAUACCAACAUGCAAAAUAAUGUGUACUUUGCAUGUAAAGGAAAUCUAUCAAGCAGGCUAAUUUCUACGUCGUCGUCUCAAGCAAGAUAUCUGUCGUACUUAUUACAUGGCGCCCCCAAGUCAUAGUUAUGACCAAAACCCCCCCUCAGUCUAUGGCUCCCAUGACGGUGUCCAUUACCAGCAGCCUGUGCCACAUGCUAAUCACUACCCGUACCGUCAAGAACAUGGUCACGCCUCAUACCAGCCGUGGUAUCAACAAGCUUCUAGCACUGCAUACCAGGUUGCAGGCCAUCAACAUGCAUCGCACCAGUCAUAUACUCCGCUCUCGAAUUCUGCCCCAGCUGCUCCCUACGAUCCCAAUACAUACGGGCCAAUGCCUGGUGCUUCAUAUCCAAUGAUAAAUCCGAUGUCUGCGCCGCAGGGUUUCUUCCAGAGCGCACCGAUUACAGUCCCUUCAAUUGACCCCGCGCAUCCUGGACCGCAAAUGGGGCUUCUUCAACAGCAAAAUAACACAGUUCAUGAUACAACUUUACCAGGGGUUUCAACUUCUCUUCCUCAACAUUACUAUAGCCCCUCCGACCCCGCGAUUCUCACAAGCGGGCUCACCCAGCCGCCACAAUCACAGCCAGUACAACUUGCAACUGGCGGGCUACAGUGGCUACGACCCCAAACCCAAGAGGCCGGUGAGACGAAUCAAUUGGCGUCUGCUAGCCCAGGAGUAGGGCAGCCGUCACAACAGCAGGAUAACGUUCCGCCUCCUCUGCCACCGCUUCCUGCCGGAUAUCGAGAACAAGUGCAAAAGAAUAUGCAGGCAAUGCCUCAGCACCCUCCCUACUCUGAUCGACCACCGAGCCAUCGUUAUGAGCCAGAGACAAAAGGAGCAUCUCUGCUCGAGCACCAGAGUAUUACAGGCGUUCAUUCAUCAUCUCUGAGCCCGAAUCAAGUUGCUUACGGUCUUCGCGAUUCAGCUCUCCCCCCUCCUGUACCACCUCGCCCCCGAACUUCGAAUGACCAGACUAUUGCUCAAAGUAUUUCAUUAUACAGUCCUCCACCCAAAAUAGAACCUGUUUCUGCCAACAGAGAGGGGCAAGCAAAUGAUAAACCAAAAGUUUAUACGCCCAUUUCGACUCAAGUCGAAGUACCAGAGAGCCGACUGUCCAAGGCGCAGCCGGAGGAUAUUAUUGGCCAAUCGGGGUUGCCAAAUCAUAGAAUACGGCCUGAUCAUAGUCCGGGGACGCACAAUGAGAUAUUCAAUGAGGCACUCAAAACUGAAGUCCAGCUUCCUCGACACUUUGGCUCUCUCAAUCCUUGGUCUCUUGAUGCCGAAAGCGAGAGCCCUAUUCCUCCACCGCCUAUCGGUCCAUUCAGAGAACCAGUUAAUGGGCUUAGCGAAAACCAAAGCCCCGUCAAGAAUGAACUGGUUGUGGGAGAUCCGGAUCAAAGUGUCAUGGCGGAAUCUGUCCAAUUUGACCGUCCAGGUGGACCAUUGCAGGCCUCAGCUCUUGGGCCAGGAGGACCAUCUGACUGGGAGCUUUUUGAGUCAUCCACAGAACCCAAUGUCGAGGCUGUCUCGGAGGCAAGGUUUUCAUUAGACGAUCCUGACCAGAAGGGUUUUGUAAUUGCGGAACUUCCAUCCCACCCUGUUGAUGAAGGCCCUGGUCAAGGCGAUACUCAUAUCCAGGUGGACGAAGGCACACAGCUGCGUCAGCUUAAAAUGACUGAUGUCAAAAUCCCUAGCCCUGUGGAGAAAGAGCCUGACAGCUCUGCCGAGGGUCAUAUUGGAAUUCAUGAUACGAAAUCCCAUUUCGAAGAUCCAGUCCAAGUUGGCAUCGAGCAUAUGAGACGAAGUAUUAGUACGGGAGAUCUUGUGGAGAAUUCGCCAAAAAGCUUUGCUUCUCCGGGUCUUGAGAGGGAUUCUCUGCCUAUCGAACAGCAGCACCAGAAACACGAAGGGAUCAAAAUUCCACUUGAGGUCCCGUUUUGGUACAAGGAGUCGAUAUUUCGAUAUUUAUCAAUGAUUGAGGAUGAGUCGAGAGCAGCCUCAGAUAUCGAUAGGGCCACUAUCUUUUCUGAGUUUAUCAGGACAGAAAUCGGGUUGAGGGAAAAUCGGUAUAAACUGAGAUUGCCCGUGGUUAUUCCCAGGCUCGAAGCCAAGGACCGCGAUUUGCCAAUGCCACAGGAUACGAGGAAAGAGGAUACAAAGGAACCUAGCCUCAAAAUGGGUAGACCAGUGGUUUCAGUGUCAACUGCUGACACGGGCAGCCUGGCAGAAAAUGUGGAUGAAACUCAAUACAGCCCCGGCGGAAGGCCCAUGCUAAAAUUUCCGGCCGAAACUUCCGCAAAGGUAGCUACCUCGCGAGGCGACACAGUCAAGAAGAGCAUCUCACCCAGGCCGGAGAACUCGGUAACGCUGAGCCCUAAAGGCUCUGCAAUUGAUGGAGAAUCUCCCAUUAGCCUUAGUUCAGGCAUGGAAACGCAGGGAGCGCAUUCAUAUCAACCAUCCAAUUUCGACAACAGAAACACGCUCGACAAGGCACAAGAAGGCGAUUUUAGUCUUCCUUCGGGCGUAUCGGCCCCAGAACCGAGCCAUUGUGAUAAUCUUGAUAUCAGACGUCCAUCAUCAGCAUCCGCUUCCCCGCCAGAAUACCAAAGUGUGCCUUUCAAGCCUUUCCGUCCUCUGCUCUUGAAAGAAACUGAAAGCGCGAACGAUGUUCAUUCGGCUUUAUCCAGGCACGAGAAUGAUCAUAAGGCAGGUGGAAGGCCGUCGCCCUCACAAGAUGAACCGAGUCCUCUUUCUUCUAUGAAUCAGAUGUCAAUGGCAUCACCAGGUGGUGUCACUCAAAUGGAACUUGUCGUUGCUGAUCAAGUAAAUGGAACGUUGGGAAAAGAUGACACCGAUCCACUGAGCAUAAAUCUGGAUCUUAUUCUUUCAGCGCCGCAGAUGGAAACGCGAACAGAAGAUCCUCAAUUAGUGAAGAUUGAGCAAGCUCUGCAAGACUGUGAUCAAAGUCUGCGUGGUUUGGAGCAUUUUUAUACUGAAUGGGAAAGACAGGCAAAAUCCGUCCGCGAAAAGUUGUAUAUCGAUCGCCAACGGCGUCGAGAACAUUCAGCGGAGCAGAUCGAUGCAAUGUUCGAUAAUGACGAAAUCGGCUACGGCGAUAUACACAACCUUGAAGAGGAAUUCGAAGAUGAAGAGAUGCAAAAGAAAUUUCAAGAAUAUAUAGACGAGUACAAUAGCUAUAACACCAGUGUCUUUCAGCCGACGUAUGACCUUCUUCAGCAGGGCAUAAAGCAUCUUAUGGAACACUACGUUGUCUGUGCCGGUCUUCUCAAGGAGAGCAUUGCUUGGGAGCAGGCACUUCUUGAUGCAUGUGCUCAUCAACCACUUUUGACAAACGUAUCGCGACUAAUUUUGGCGUUGCACCGGAGUAUAGAAUCGCUCCAUGCAAAAUCACUAACGGCUAUAAGAGAGAGAGAUACUCGCUUUGCAGAAGUUGAGAAAAAUCGGCCAGAAUCAAUGGGAAAAUCGCAAACGCCGAAUGGGGUAGAAGAUAACUUCAAAGCAUCGACCCAGAGGACGGUUUUAGACGCUGCGAAGAGAAAAUCUGACAGGUCUAGACGAUUAUUUGACUUACUGGAGCGAUCGAUUGCUAGAGGUGUCUCGGAAAAUCAAGAUUAUCUCAACUUGAUUGGCCAUGGGAUUCGAAAAAGCAAAAUUGACCAGCAUUACAAGCAUAUUUCGAGCAGACGAAAUAAAUCAGAGGAGCUGUUCCAGCGAGUUUGUGCUGUCGUGCAUUCUCUACGCGCGGAUUCCAUUUCGCUCGUCCAGGAUUUGAAUGCUGCGCAACUUGAAAUGACAGAUGCCAAAUUUGAUCUACAAAUAGCCGAAAUAAGCUUCUCUGCCGCGGAUGAGACGCGGAUGGCCGAACUUGAAAGGCAAAGAGGGGAGCAAAAGCAGUGUCUCGGCACGGAACUUGAUCGUCAACUCUCGUUACUCAAUGAAGACCAUAAGAAAAUCAUCGACGAGGCCCAGAAUAUACUCUUAGUCGACCCAGAAAAAGAACCGGAUACGCGGACCAGCUCGACCAUUCGACAUGAUGCCGAUUUCGACCACGCUCGAAGAAUGGCGAAGGCUCUAGAAGAUGCCAAAAGGAGAAAUCUUAAUAAAACGGCUUUGGACUCGAUUUAGCAGCCACAAUGCUUUAAUGACUAGAUGAUGCUUAUAUUGCUGGCAUCAACUUAUACCUAUUUGAUUUAUUGUUCAUUACUUUCAUUUUUGGUAUUAUAUUUGGUAUCUUUAUUUUUAUUUAGUGCCUCGUUCCCACCUGGAAACAUUUGAAUUUUGUGUCGUUUGAUAUAACAACAGUUACAACCAGAAGAGGGAAAGGUGAAGAAAAAAAAAAAUAGGAAAGAUGAGAAAUCCUACGUCAACGCUAAUCUUCCAGGUGACUGCUA